This is a messenger RNA of Penicillium hordei, 930 nucleotides long. RefSeq names its product type 1 glutamine amidotransferase. Gene Ontology annotation, cellular component: cytosol; nucleus. Lineage: Eukaryota; Fungi; Ascomycota; Eurotiomycetes; Eurotiales; Aspergillaceae. The transcript has a single exon. The record is from RefSeq and is a predicted model, not a curated record. The coding region runs from base 1 to 930 and encodes 309 amino acids.
AUGGUUCAUCAUAUCCACAUCGCCGUCCUAGACGUCGAUAUUCCAGCCCGUAAGCUAUACGAGGCUAGAGGACUCUGCAGUGCCCACUUCCGAACCAUCCUCCGCGAGACCGCAUCACGCCUGAACGAGACUUUGUUCUCUGAGAAAGAGCAACUCGAAGUCAAGAUCACGCCAUAUGAUAUCCGAGGAGGCCAUUAUCCCGACCUAUACAAGCUCCGCGGCCAUGCAGGCGAGGACCAAAUACCCGUGCAAUCCCCAGUGGAUGCAGUCUUGAUCACCGGGGGUUCGCCCGGCGUAUACGAAAUGGACCAUUCACCAUGGAUGCAAGAACUCGAGAAAUUCGUCAAAACUGUCUACAACCAAUACCCAGAAGUCCGUAUUCUCGGCACCUGUUUCGGCCACCAACUUAUUUCCCACGCUCUCGUCCGCAACGUGGAAGACCCGGUCCGCGAUGUCUGGGUUGAGAAAUGCCCUCUCGGUCGUGAAGUCGGAAUUUAUACUGUUCAAUUGGAAAAUGCGUUUGUCAAGUCGUUCCCAGCUGCGCUCGGUGAUCUUCCCGAGGGACGCUUGCGCAUUCAGAUGUUCCAUGGCGAUCGUGUGAUGGCGGUUGAGAAGGGAGCUGCUGUUACGCUUACUGACUCGCAUCCCGUUUCGCUGCCCGCGCCCUGGAUUAACAUUGGAAGUACACCAAUUUGCCCUAUCCAGGGACUUUACCACCCCGGCAGAGUACUGUCUGUGCAGGGUCAUUAUGAAAUGGAUGUCUUUGGCAUGACUAAGAUGUGCUUGGAAUCUGCACCUGUGAUGGGAUGGAAGGAAUCGAAGUUGGCGUUGUUCUUGGAGCAAGUUGGUGAUGAUCGCGAGGAAUGUCAGGAUGAUUCCAAGGCCUUUGCCUCUGCUGUGGUGUCUUUCUUGGCUGGCUUUGAACAAUGA